AUGGAACGUAACAUCUGCUACGAAGAUCUUGAGAUCACAGCAAAGCUGGCGGCCGCACUUGCUUGGAGGUUCACUGCUGCCAAUGGCAGCAGUCUAGCCAGUAAUGAUAUGGAAAGAAAUGGGGAUGCUAAACCUCAUGAUAUGGAGCCUCCAACUCCACAUUCAAUCAUGAAGACAUCUUCAAGAGAUCGUAGUAGCAUGGAGGAUCCAGAUGGGACGUUAGCAAGUGUUGCUCAAUGCAUUGAGCAGUUACGGCAGAAUUCGUCAUCCAUGCAAGAGAAAGAACAUUCGCUUAAGCAAUUGUUGGAGCUUAUUGAUACACGAGAAAAUGCAUUUAGUGCUGUUGGCUCACAUUCUCAAGCUGUUCCAGUACUUGUUUCUUUACUUCGUUCUGGCUCACUCGGGGUAAAGAUGCAGGCUGCUACAGUUUUGGGUUCUCUGUGUAAAGAGAAUGAACUGCGAGUGAAAGUACUAUUAGGUGGUUGCAUACCGCCACUCCUUGGUCUUCUCAAGUCAAGUUCAGCAGAAAGUCAAAUUGCAGCAGCAAAAACCAUAUAUGCUGUGUCUCAAGGUGGUGCAAAGGAUCAUGUUGGCUCAAAAAUAUUUUCAACUGAAGGAGUUGUGCCAGUAUUAUGGGAGCAAUUAAAAAAGGGACUAAAAGCUGGAAACAUAGUUGACGACUUGCUAACAGGAGCUUUAAAAAACCUUUCAACCAGCACUGAGGGAUUCUGGUCUGCAACAGUACAAGCUGGAGGAGUGGAUAUACUUGUUAAACUACUGAAUAAUGGACAGCCAAGUACUCAGGCAAAUGUCUGCUUUCUCCUUGCUUGUAUGAUGAUGGAGGAUUCUUCUGUUUGCGCGAGAGUCUUAGCUGCAGAGGCCACCAAACAACUUCUUAAACUACUUGGAUCUGGCAAUGAAGCCCCAGUUAGAGCAGAAGCUGCAGGUGCUCUUAAAUCUCUUUCUGCCCAAAGCAAAGAAUCCAGGAAGGAAAUAGCAAAUUCCAAUGGUAUUCCUGCUCUGAUAAAUGCUACUAUAGCUCCUUCAAAGGAAUUCAUGCAGGGUGAAUACGCCCAAGCUUUGCAGGAGAAUGCGAUGUGUGCCCUUGCAAAUAUUUCUGGUGGCUUGUCAUAUGUCAUUUCAAGUCUUGGUCAAAGCCUUGAAUCUUGCACCUCACCUGCACAAGUAGCUGAUACAUUGGGAGCUUUAGCUUCGGCUCUCAUGAUAUAUGAUAGCAAAGCAGAAAAUUCAAGAGCAUCAGACCCUUUGGAGGUGGAAGAAACAUUGGUUAAGCAAUUUAAGGCCCGCUUACCCUUUCUAGUGCAGGAGCGUACUAUUGAAGCACUUGCCAGUUUGUACGGGAAUACUGUACUAUCUAGCAAACUUGCGAAUUCUGAUGCAAAACGCUUAUUGGUUGGUUUGAUCACAAUGGCCGCGAAUGAAGUUCAGGAUGAGUUGAUAAGGUCUCUUCUCUUCCUAUGCAAAAAUGAAGGUAGCUUAUGGCAUGCACUACAAGGUCGUGAGGGAAUUCAGCUGUUAAUCUCACUUCUUGGGCUCUCAUCAGAGCAGCAACAGGAGUGUGCUGUUGCUCUUCUUUGUCUUUUAUCCAAUGAGAAUGAUGAAAGUAAGUGGGCCAUUACAGCAGCUGGUGGCAUACCUCCACUUGUUCAAAUUCUGGAAACUGGGUCUGCCAAAGCUAAGGAAGAUGCGGCAACUAUCCUUGGAAACCUCUGUAAUCACAGUGAAGAUAUCCGUGCGUGUGUUGAAAGUGCUGAUGCUGUUCCUGCUUUAUUGUGGCUUCUGAAGAAUGGUAGCUCCAACGGGAAGGAGAUUGCUGCAAAGACACUGAACCAUUUGAUUCACAAAUCAGAUACUGCAACUAUUAGUCAACUCACUGCACUAUUGACUAGUGAUCUUCCAGAGUCUAAGAUUUAUGUCUUAGAUGCAUUAAAAAGUUUGCUCUCUGUGGCCCCUCUGAGCGAUAUGUUGCGUGAAGGUAGUGCAGCAAAUGAUGCAGUUGAGACGAUGAUAAAGAUAUUAAGCUCCACCAAGGAAGAGACUCAGGCCAAGUCUGCUUCAGCUCUUGCUGGAAUUUUCCAUCUCAGGAAGGACUUGCGAGAAAGUAGCCUUGCUGUCAAAACUUUGUGGUCACUCAUGAAGCUUCUGAAUGCUGAACCUGAAACCAUCUUAGUGGAUGCGUCGCGCUGCCUUGCUGCAAUAUUUCUCUCUAUUAGAGAAAGCCGUGACAUUGCAGCAAUUGCUAGAAAUGCAUUGCCUUCAUUAAUGGUGCUUGCAAAGUCCUCAGUCUUACAAAUUGCAGAGCAAGCAGUAUGUGCUUUGUCCAAUCUUCUUUUGGAUCCCGAGGUGUCUGAGAAAGCAAUUCCUGAAGAGAUUAUCUUGCCUGCUACUAGAGUUCUUCGUGAAGGCACAACUGGUGGAAGGAUCCAUGCUGCCGCAGCAAUUGCUCGUCUUCUUCAAUUUAGUCAGGUUAAUCCUGCCUUAACUGAUUGUGUUAACCGUUGUGGAACAGUUCUUGCAUUAGUUUCUUUCCUAGAAUCAACUGGCAGUGACUCUCUUGCUAUAUCAGAAGCUUUAGAUGCACUUUGUUUCCUUUUAAGGCUGGAAGGAGCUAGUGGUAUCAAACCUGCAUGGGCAGUUCUAGCUGAAUACCCUAAUAACAUAAUUCCAGUAGUUUCAUGCAUUGCUGAUGCCUCACCAGUUUUGCAAGACAAAGCUAUUGAGAUAUUGUCAAGACUCUGCCAAGCUCAGCCCACUGUUCUUGGCGAUGCUAUUGCUUGUGCCUAUGGAUGCAUUUCUUCAGUUGCAAGAAGGGUAAUCUGUUCCUCCAAUGCUUUGGUUAAAAUAGGAGGAAGUGCACUUCUUGUUUGCGCUGCAAAAGUGAAUCAUCAGAGAGUGGUGGAAGAUUUAAAUGAAUCAAAGUCUUGUGUUCCACUCAUUCAAUCUUUUGUUGGGAUGCUAAAUGCUUCAGAGUCUCUACAUUUGGAGGACCAAGGGGGUAAGAUUGCAAUUAGCAUCUCCAGGGAUUCUGAAGAAGAAUCAAGAAAGGAUGAGACGGAGAAAAGUACUUCGGUUGUUUCCGGGGUCAAUAUAGCUAUAUGGCUACUUUCAGCUCUUGCCAGUCGCGAUGACCAAAGUAAAGUUGAGAUUAUGGAGGCUGGUGCGAUUGAAGUUCUUACAGAGAGAAUUACUCAAUCUUUUACUCAGUUUACACAGAUUGAUUUCAAGGAGGACAGCAGCAUAUGGAUUUGUGGAUUGCUUCUGGCUAUCUUAUUUCAAGAUAGAGACAUCAUACGAGCACAUGGAACGAUGAAAGCCAUACCUGUGCUAGCUAAUUUGCUGAAAUCAGAAGAGUCAGCAAACAGGUAUUUCGCCGCACAAGCCGUAGCCAGCCUUGUCUGUAAUGGUAGCAGGGGAACUCUGUUGUCUGUUGCAAAUUCAGGUGCACCAUCUGGACUCAUAACAUUGCUUGGUUGUGCUGAUGAGGAUAUAAAGGACCUUGUUGCACUAUCGGAGGAAUUUGCCUUGGUCCGUAACCCAGAUCAAGUUGCACUUGAGAGGUUGUUCAGGGUCGAUGAUAUAAGGGUUGGUGCAACUUCUAGGAAAGCUAUACCAGCCCUUGUUGACUUGCUAAAACCUAUCCCAGAUCGUCCUGGUGCGCCUUUUCUAGCUCUUGGACUUCUGAUUCAGCUUGCCAAAGAUUGUCCUUCAAAUAAGAUUGUUAUGGUGGAAUCUGGGGUUCUGGAAGCAUUGACUAAAUACCUUUCACUUGGCCCACAAGAUGCAACUGAGGAAGCUGCCACUGAUUUAUUAGGUAUCCUAUUUACUACUGCUGAAAUAUGCAGGCACGAAUCUGCUUUUGGUGCUGUUGGUCAGCUAAUUGCAGUUUUACGUCUUGGUGGAAGAGGGGCAAGGUAUAGUGCUGCCAAAGCCUUGGAAAACCUAUUCUCAGCAGAUCACAUCAGGAAUGCAGAAUCAGCUAGACAGUCUGUUCAGCCUUUGGUUGAGAUUCUAAAUACUGGUCUAGAGAGGGAGCAGCAUGCAGCCAUUGCUGCAUUAGUUAGGCUUCUCAGUGAGAAUCCUUCAAAAGCACUUGCAGUUGCAGAUGUUGAGAUGAACGCAGUAGAUGUUCUUUGCCGGAUUCUUUCAUCAGGCUGCUCAAUGGAGCUGAAGGGUGAUGCAGCCGAGUUGUGUUCUGUUCUGUUUGGAAAUACAAGAAUAAGGUCUACAAUGGCUGCAGCUAGGUGUGUGGAGCCUUUGGUUUCUCUUCUUGUUACUGAAUUUAGUCCUGCACAUCAUUCUGUUGUCCGUGCAUUAGAUAAACUAGUGGACGAUGAACAGCUGGCUGAACUAGUUGCAGCACAUGGUGCAGUCAUUCCCCUUGUUGGCCUUCUUUACGGCAGAAACUAUUUAAUUCAUGAGGCUAUUUCUAGAGCUCUUGUUAAGUUGGGGAAAGACAGGCCUUCCUGUAAGAUGGAAAUGGUCAAGGCUGGGGUUAUCGAGAGUGUACUUGACAUUCUGCAUGAAGCACCAGACUUCCUCUGUGCUGCAUUUGCUGAAUUGCUCAGAAUACUGACAAAUAAUGCUACCAUUGCUAAGGGACCAUCUGCUGCAAAGGUGGUAGAGCCACUUUUUGUAUUGUUGACGAGACCAGAGUUUGGACCUGAUGGGCAGCACAGCACGCUGCAGGUCCUUGUGAAUAUCCUAGAGCAUCCGCAGUGCCGCGCUGAUUAUACCUUGACAUCUCACCAAGCUAUAGAACCUCUUAUUCCCUUACUUGAUUCUCUUGCUUCUGCUGUGCAACAACUGGCUGCUGAGCUUCUGUCUCACCUGCUUUUGGAAGAGCACCUGCAGAAGGACCCAGUUAUCCAUCAAGUGAUUGGUCCCUUGGUACGGGUCCUUGGUUCUGGUAUACCGAUUUUGCAGCAGAGAGCUGUGAAGGCCCUAGUCUGUCUUGCGCUGACUUGGCCAAAUGAAAUUGCAAAAGAAGGUGGCGUUGGUGAACUGUCUAGAGUGAUAUUGAAUGCUGACCCUUCACUCCCUCAUGCCUUGUGGGAGUCAGCUGCUGCAGUAUUAUCCAGCAUUCUGCAAUUUAGCUCUGAGUUUUAUCUGGAAGUACCUGUUGCAGUGUUGGUAAGAUUGCUUCGCUCUGGCUCUGAAGGCACAGUUCUUGGUGCAUUGAAUGCUCUCCUUGUGUUGGAGACUGAUGACUCCACCAGCGCUGGAGCUAUGGCNCGUGGACGAUGA
Messenger RNA from Nicotiana tabacum (common tobacco), 5265 nucleotides. The record is from RefSeq and is a predicted model, not a curated record. NCBI's taxonomy places the organism in Eukaryota, Viridiplantae, Streptophyta, Magnoliopsida, Solanales, Solanaceae.